Trypanosoma theileri is the source of this 1824-nucleotide messenger RNA. RefSeq lists its product as uncharacterized. The record is from RefSeq and is a predicted model, not a curated record. Gene Ontology annotation, cellular component: endosome. The transcript has a single exon. Lineage: Eukaryota; Euglenozoa; Kinetoplastea; Trypanosomatida; Trypanosomatidae. Gene Ontology annotation, molecular function: phosphatidylinositol binding. The coding region runs from base 1 to 1824 and encodes 607 amino acids.
AUGUCUUCUUUGAGAGUGGUAGAUGAGAUGGCGCACAUAAAGGUGUCCGCCAUAGACUACCUUCAGUAUGAGGGGAAAAUGCAGUAUAAUUUCCAAGUCUGCUUUGGCAGUCGCCGUGAUUGGGUGCUGAGCAAAUUAUACGAUGACUUUACCUCACUGCACGCUCAACUAGAAAAACAGUAUGGCAGCAGUAAAGUACCGCAUUUAACAGGAGCCGUCCGAUUGUGGGCUCGCAACAGCAGUUCAACUGCAGCAGGACGUCUCCCAAAACUUGAGGCAUAUUUAAAUGAACUUCUUAUCGUGAGCCCACUCUGGACUCCAACUUCAAACAACAUUGUAGUACAGGAUCCGGAUGACAGUACAGGGUUUAUCACCCUAAAUAAGUUUUUAUAUACAUUUCUGGAGGUGGAAGAACAUACGGUGAAUACCACAUCAUUACCAAAACAAAUACCACAACUGCAAACAAGUGGCCUAUUGAACACAACGGAGUUAAAUCCGGACACCACACCUGCCGCAACACCAGUAGCCACAAGGGAUGCUGCACUAGUGCCAUUAUCAACAUCUAGAAGUGCUGAAUUAGGGAACACGAGAAAACCUAUUGUACCUAUGGAGAAUGAGCGCGGUACCGCAUCGUCUCAUUUAAUUUCCCCUUCCCCAUCCUCAUCCUCAUUGCUAGUAUCAUCUUUACCACAACCACACGCACGAGCAUUAUCAGCAGCAGCAAUGCUUUCCUCUACAUCAACACCGAAAAUGGAAUCAUGUUUAGAGACAGAGAAUACUCCAAAACGUGACUCUGAGGAAUUAGCGCUGGCCGCCACCGCCUCCACUAUAACAGGACAGAUUCUACUGAAUGUAAAGGAUUUUACCAUCCUUGACGGAGCUCACAUUGUUUAUCUUAUGCAUGUCUUUCUUUGCGGCCAUCAUUGGGUGCUCUCCCGGCGUUAUAGUGAAUUCCGAACACUGCAUGAAUCCCUCGUUCGUGUGUACGGCGAGACUGUAGUGCCACCGCUGCGUUGCCGCGUUGUGCCGGCGUGGCGUAAACUCACCGCAGAGACUGGUGAGGCACGACGACAUGUGUUGGAUACAUUUAUGCGUGAUGUUGUGGCGUCUAUUGACACAUGGACGCCCUGUGGACUACUGGCGAGUGUUGAUCUCACAUGCCGCACAGGGCCAGGGUCGCGGGGUCGCAUUAGAGUCUAUGUAAACCAACUGUUAUUUGAUUUUCUUGAUAUCGCCGAUCAAGUGGAUGCACUGAGCGGAGAGGCGGCCGCACAGGCGGUGGGUGAUCAGCGCGACACUCUACCAGAGAGUGUGAAGGUUGCGUACGACAGACACGCCCUGCAGGAACAACAACUGCGGAUGUGCGACAGUAUUGCCGCUAACGCGCAGAAACUCAGCCGUAUGGAUGAUGCACAGUUGCAGUUGUUGCUGCACUUUAUUCCGCUCCUCGCAGAUGACCGUGAUGUGAUGCGGAUGUUUCGUCACCUGGUCUUCACGGGUGAAGUGGGGGUGAAUAUUAACUCCACUUUUGCUGAUUGGGUAAAUGAUGAUUUAAUGCUACGGGAGAGAGAACAGAAAGAUCAAGAACGGCAAGAGCAAGAAAAAAAAGGUAAAGAUGGUGGAGAACCAGUAUUAGGUGUAACAGCACGACAACUGGCGAGUUUAACCGAACGUUUGUUUUUCAAUGACACUAAAAUGGAAGCAAUACGACUCUUUGCAGGGGUUCUUGUUGAUAUUGAUGGCCUCCAAGACGUUUUCGAUACCUUGUGGUUUAAUUGGGAUGAGGCCCGCAAGGAAGUGGAACAAAUCUUAUCGAGGUGUUGA